AGGAAACACACAGAUAUUUUAUAAUUUGGCUGUGCAGCAAGGAGAGCGAUGGGACCAUCGGAGGGCCGCCGAUUCUCCGCCGCGAAACUAAUAAACGCCGGCAAAUUCGCCGUUGAAUCCGCCUUAAGCCAAGUGGGUUUGCAGUUAUAUGAUAUUGUUAAGGGACAGCCGAAGAAGAAUCUUGUGAUGGUGGAAGAGAUGAAUGACCGGCGGCAGCAAAGUAGAGCUCCAGCAUUUAGACACGAGGACGAGGAAGAGCGUCUCAAACGCUUAUUUGACGAGCCCCUGGAGAAGGCGGCACCGCCUAAGACAGAAGAUAAGAGGAAGAUUUUUAUUCGUUCCCGUCUCUAGGUAGCUUAUUGUGAGAACUACAAGGUUGGCCUCUACACAAUUGACGACAUGUAUUAAAAUGAAACACGAAGUUUACAGAUAGCUUAUUGUGAACUGUGGGAACUCUGCAGUAACUCUAGAUUAUCUGCAGUAACUCUAGAUUUCUAGUAUGAAUGUACAUCAAUUAGGUUCAUUCGAUGAUGAAGUGCGACUUAGUUGAUAUAUAUCUGUAAGAUAAUGGAGGAACUAUUGAUCCUCUUAAAUUAAUAAAAGGGGAAACAUGACACAAAAA
Salvia splendens (bonfire salvia) is the source of this 622-nucleotide messenger RNA. RefSeq lists its product as uncharacterized. NCBI's taxonomy places the organism in Eukaryota, Viridiplantae, Streptophyta, Magnoliopsida, Lamiales, Lamiaceae. The transcript has 2 exons. The record is from RefSeq and is a predicted model, not a curated record. Bases 49 to 351 code for a protein of 100 amino acids.